CCUUCUUUACAAUUUACUCUCUUUUUUUUUAUUAUUUUUUUUUAAUUUUACAGUUGCAAAAUUAAGAAACAGGGAACUGAGAGCUCUUACCGUCUUCAAUUCUUACCCAAAUAUAUGUAUGUAUUAUGAAGAGGUUUUGAUCAGAACCCAGUUGUGACCUGAAUACUCAAGAUGACAAAUCUUGCAAGUGAAGCAAAUCACGAAAUUGAGCUGGCGGAGGAAGACAAAGAAGAGAGGGAGAGUGCUGCCUGCAAUGUUUCAGAGCAACCAAACUCAAAUUUUCUUGUAGAGCUGAACCUCCUGAUUAUGGUUCUUUCAUUAUUUUCUUUAUCAUCAGGAGAAUGCUUAAAUUGCAGGCAGAAUGAUAUAAAGAGUAUCAAAGAUUAUGAACAUGAAGCAAAGGCCAGGAUAUCAAGAUUACAAACCAGAAGACAAGAAAUACACCAAGUUAAGCAUCUGGGAAAACAAGCGCAGAGAUUUCAACCAGCCAUAAAGGAUUGCAGGCAUGGUAGAAAAAUGUAAAAAGAACGAUACCAUGAAGAAGGAAAAGAAAAAAAAGGCAGUGUUGCCUGAAGGAUUUGAAGUAGCUCAAACAUUAUUGUGAGACUCUACUUUAAUACCUCAAUAGUAGUAACAUCAUUGUGAUUACCAAUCCUAUAGUAAACAAGCACAAACGUUAUUUAUUUAGAUUUCUAAGACUAUUAAAUAUAAGACUUCUUCGGUAUUA
Hevea brasiliensis (rubber tree) is the source of this 727-nucleotide messenger RNA. RefSeq lists its product as uncharacterized. The coding region runs from base 172 to 522 and encodes 116 amino acids. Lineage: Eukaryota; Viridiplantae; Streptophyta; Magnoliopsida; Malpighiales; Euphorbiaceae. The record is from RefSeq and is a predicted model, not a curated record. The transcript is spliced from 3 exons.